AUGGCGGCACGGCGCGCCGCGGAGUCGGCGUCUCCGGCAGUCCAGGGCAGCUCUGGCGCGUUUCAGAAUUUCAUCCUAAAGUCCAGAGAGCGAGCUUUCGUCCGGGAAAACCCACCUGCUGAUCCGGCAAGCGAAGCCUCGGCUUCAUCCCAGGAUGCCGAAACUACAGAGGCUCGGCCAAGCUGCGACAGCCCGUUGAGCAUUCUGUCUAGCGAUGUCGAGGCGAGCAUUCAGCAGGUGCUGGCUGACAUGGCAGAGACAGCCAGCAGACUUGAAGCUUCGGCAACACGGGCCAGGCGCUUUUUGGUGCGCUUCCCCUGGGAAAAUGACGCGGUCUGGCCAGCCCUGAAAGAGGUGGAGACGCUGCGAUCCCGCGCGGCUGCAAUUCUUGCACGAGCAAUGUUCGGCUUGCCCGUUCACGAUUUGCCCUUGUACAGCUCCGGCGAGCCUCUCCGAGCAGAAGCCAACCUAGCGCAUGCAGAGCUCUGCCGCCCCGAACGACGGCCACCCGUCGCCGGCGCAGACAACGCCGGGACGGCAGGGACGCCAGACUCCAUCGAUGAUGGAACGAUGCAAGUGUUGCUUGCGCAACAAACGGCCGAACACAUUGACAGUGAUGUGGCCUCUGACAUGUCGGAAGCAAUGCGUGCCUCUACCACCGCCACGAAAGAGGAAGCCUGGUGUGGCAGUGAAAAGCAGAUCCCUGCGCCGCUGUGGGGCGGCGACGGCGAUUGGCAGCGAAUACCGCAUGUCCAGGGCAGCUCUGGUGCGUUUCAGAAUUUCAUCCUAAAGUCCAGAGAGCGAGCUUUCCUCCGGGAAAACCCACCUGCUGAUCCGGCAAGCGAAGCCUCGGCUUCAUCCCAGGAUGCCGAAACUACAGAGGCUCGGCCAAGCUGCGACAGCCCGUUGAGCAUUCUGUCUAGCGAUGUCGAGGCGAGCAUUCAGCAGGUGCUGGCUGACAUGGCAGAGACAGCCAGCAGACUUGAAGCUUCGGCAACACGGGCCAGGCGCUUUUUGGUGCGCUUCCCCUGGGAAAAUGACGCGGAGCUCUGCCGCCCCGAACGACGGCCACCCGUCGCCGGCGCAGACAACGCCGGGACGGCAGGGACGCCAGACUCCAUCGAUGAUGGAACGAUGCAAGUGUUGCUUGCGCAACAAACGGCCGAACACAUUGACAGUGAUGUGGCCUCUGACAUGUCGGAAGCAAUGCGUGCCUCUACCACCGAGCCGGAACAGGGCCGCUGUGUGGCCUGGAGGAAGAAACCGGCAUUUUGGUGCUUCGUGCGUGCUUGGCAGAGGCCACGAAAGAGGAAGCCUGGUGUGGCAGUGAAAAGCAGAUCCCUGCGCCGCUGUGGGGCGGCGACGGCGAUUGGCAGCGAAUACCGCAUGUCCAGGGCAGCUCUGGUGCGAUGCCGAAACUACAGAAGCCGGCCAAGCUGCGACAGCCCGUUGAGCAUUCUGUCUAGCGAUGUCGAGGCGAGCAUUCAGCAGGUGCUGGCUGACAUGGCAGAGACAGGCAGCAGACUUGAAGCUUCGGCAACACGGGCCAGGCGCUUUUUGGUGCGCUUCCCCUGGGAAAAUGACGCGGUCUGGCCAGCCCUGAAAGAGGUGGAGACGCUGCGAUCCCGCGCGGCUGCAAUUCUUGCACGAGCAAUGUUUGGCUUGCCCGUUCACGAUUUACCCUUGUACAGCUCCGGCGAGCCUCUCCGAGCAGAAGCCAACCUAGCGCAUGCAGAGCUCUGCCGCCCCGAACGACGACCACCCGUCGCCGGCGCAGACAACGCCGAGACGGCAGGGACACCAGACUCCAUCGAUGAUGGAACGAUGCAAGUGUUGCUUGCGCAACAAGCGGCCGAACACAUUGACAGUGAUGUGGCCUCUGACAUGUCGGAAGCAAUGCGUGCCUCUACCACCGAGCGCGGCCAGCACAAUGAAAGAGCCGGAACAGGGCCGCUGUAUGGCCUGGAGGAAGAAACCGGCAUUUUGGUGCUUCGUGCGUGCUUGGCACAGGCCACGAAAGAGGAAGCCUGGUGUUCUUGCGAGACAUUACGCGUGCCGCCGUGCACCAGGCAUGGCGGCUGCCAUUUCAUGCCCUUCCUGACAAAGGAGGAAUACGAGCAACUGAGCGGAACAGCGACUUUGGCAGAUCAGGUGCGCGAGUGCCGCGACUGCUACUUUCACCGUGUUCUCUGCAUCCUGCACUUCCGGGGGGUGCUCCUCUCGAAGGACGUCUUCCGGAAGAUCGAGCAUCCCCUGGCCAAGUACGCCUCCAAGUUCCUGCUGCCGCAUCUGGCCCAGGUGGAGACACUGCGAUCCCGCGCGGCUGCAAUUCUUGCACGAGCAAUGUUCGGCUUGCCCGUGCACGAUUUACCCUUGUACAGCUCCGGUGAGCCUCUCCGAGCGGAAGCCAACCUGGCGCAUGCAGUCGCCAAUGGCAACCCCGCUCCCACAGGGACGGAUGCUCGGUCUUUGUUCCCCUUGGACAUUGUGUUGACAGACCAGGCCGAGCACCAAGUCUCUCCUGCCAGGAGCUCUGCCGCCCCGAACGACGGCUACCCGUCGCCGGCGCAGACAACGCCGGGCACGGCAGCGACACCAGACUCCAUGGAUGAUGGAACGAUGCAAAUGUUGCUUGCGCAACAAGCGGCCCAACACAUUGACAGUGAUGUGGACUCUGACAUGUCGGAAGCAAUGCGUGCCUCUGCCGCCGAGCACGGCCAGCGCAAGGAAAGAGCCGGAACAGGGCCGCUCUGUGGCCUGGAGGAAGAAACCGGCAUUUUGGUGCUUCGUGCGUGCUUGGCACAGGCCACGAAAGAGGAAGCCUGGUGUGGCAGUGAAAAGCAGAUCCCUGCGCCGCUGUGGGGCGGCGACGGCGAUUGGCAGCGAUUGCGUCCCAACUUGCUGACGUGUCUGAGCGCAGACUCCGCUCAGCUUCCCGACACCUUCUUGACCGUUCCAGCGGCUUUCUGGCGGGAUGCAGAGUUUGUCUGCCCCAAGACUGAGGACAAUGUCCUGGUGCACGGCGGCACGCAUAAUGUCUCGCAAGAAGGCAUGGCGGGCUGCCAUUUCAUGCCCUUCCUGACAAGGGAGGAAUACGAGCAACUGCCGCCGCCGUGGGUCCCCAGCCGUUUUCGUGACAUGGUAAUCUCUGUGGCCUCAAGGAGCGGAACAGCGACUUUGGCAGAUCAGGUGCGCGAGUGCGGCGACUGCUACUUCCACAGUAUUCUCUGCAUCCUGCACUUCCGGGGGGUGCUCCUCUCGGAGGACAUCUUCCGGAAGAUCGAGCAUCCCCUGGCCAAGUACGCCUCCAAGUUCCUGCUGCCGCAUCUGGCCCAGGAGCAAGAAGCGACCGGGGACGCCGAAGCCGUCCCGGCAGAGGGCAACAGCGCCGCAUUCUCCGAGGCUCCCAAAGGGACUUCAGGACAAAGCAUGGAAAAAGCAGAAGAAGACCUGAACAGCUCUGUCCCUUUCUCCCAGGACCAGAAAGAGCCGAUUCAGCCCUGCAAGAGAAAGCUUCGCUUUGAGAACUCUUUGGACGACCUGUCCACUGCGGGUCGCAACUUACCAGACCCCGUUGCAGAUAUGCUGCGCGCACUGCAAGACCAUGGAAAGGAGCUGGACGAGCACUACUUCCAAGACUGCGUGUUUGAAGGCUGGUUGAACAAGGAUGAAGUCUACAACACCGUCAAGACCAGUUUGUUGAACUCUUACAGCCGGACAGACACGCACCGCCAGCUUGCCACAGACCUCAACCUCGACCUUCGCUUCAUGGUGCCCGCGCCCAUGGCUGCAGCAGUGCAGACCGUAGCCAAGCGUCGUGGCCUCGCGGCAGAAGCCUUGCUAGCAGUCAUAGAUGCCAACGUAGGCUUUAUGGAGGCCCCAAGCACCACGCUGACUCAUCAGCUCGACAGCAUGCACGACAUCUCCCCAGGCAGCCCCGUUCUUGUCGGCAGCGCAAGCUCCACGCGUAAAAGCCAUCUCAUCAAGGCCAGCGAUGAUUGGAUGCUGAAAUCCAAAGAGGCGCCUGAGAUUUUCAAGGCUCGCACAAUUCUGAACACGGAUUCAACUACCAAAGGGAUUCGGAACUGCCUGGAGCAGCAUGGCAGAUGCGCGGUGUCCUCAGACGAGGCAGCCAACACCUUUGACACGAAAUUCAGCGACAGGGAGAGCGGCUUGCAUUUUCUGCCUCCGACCAAGCUGAACACUUGGACCCAGGGCGAGUACGAUGGGCCUUUAACCGGGCAGAGCAAGCAAGUCCUGGGCGACUACAAUUUCAUGCUGAAGGUGGCCGGGCAGACGGAGGUGUGCGAAUGCAUCUUGACCCCUAAGGUGCAUGGCUUCCAAAAGAGAAUCAAGCACAUUUGGAGCGUAGCCACGCUGCAUACGGAUGACAACCAGUGCAGCAAGUACAGUGAAAAUUUGAUCCAAGAGUAUCAUGACUGGAUGCUGCGAACGUUCACAACUCCCGCGCUGGCUCAGAGACUGACCCUGGACGGCUACGCUCUCAGUGUCUACCGAGCAGCAAAGGAGGCACUCGUGGACGCCAUGAAGGAGAUGCCCAGGAUGCCGCUUGCCUGGCAGAGCAAGCUGCAGUUCUUCCACAGCGAUGUGCUGCGAGAAACACACAAGGUGAUGAGGGCCUGUCAGUUUCUAAACAGUAAGUUCGGCAAUUCGGAUGCAGAUAGAGUCGCUGCUGCCGUGGACGAGAUCUCGGUGGGCCUCAUGCGUUGGCUUCGACAGGUGCAGUUGCACUUCGGCUUCUACCGCUAUACGCAGCGCAAGCAGAAGAAAGAGCCAGGACGCAAUGAAAUCCACGACGCCGUCCUGGCCGACCCCAAGGACCAGGAAGAAGAGGAGCUGCAGAGACCGCAAGACGAGCUCAUGAGGCUCAUACUCGAGAAAGCGCCCAAGCACCAACUUUUCACGGCUGCAACAGUCCGUGAAUGGUUUCGAAACAAGCGCGAUGCUUGGUUCCGGAAUGGCUUGGCGGACAAGAUCUCAGCAGCCAUUGACCAUCUCACGACACACAACUUGCUGCAGCAGCCCGACUGCCGUGCCGAACAGAAAGAGCCAGAACUUUCGCAGCCGGCCGAAGAGGCCAUGCCCGAUGCAGAGAAGGCAGGGUCAAGUUCGAAGAAAGGCAGCGCCAAGAAACCUGCAAGGCGUGCAAAGAAAGCGGUACGCGGACGCAAAACCGUGGCGGUCAAGAAACGCACGCUAGCGGAUAUUAUGCAAGACGAGAUCGCCGACCAGGAAAGGCACAUGUCGGAAGCAAUGCGUGCCUCUGCCGCCGAGCACGACCAGCACAAUGACAGAGCCGGAACAGGGCCGCUGUGUGGCCUGGAAGAAGAACUCGGCAUUUUGGUGCUUCGUGCGUGCUUGGCAGAGGCCACGAAAGAGGAAGCCUGGUGUGGCAGUGAAAAGCAGAUCCCUGCGCCGCUGUGGGACGGCGACGGCGAUUGGCGGCGAUUGCGUCCCAACUUGCUGACAUGUCUGAGCGCAGACUCCGCGAGCGGAACAGCGACUUUGGCAGAUCAGGUGCGCGAGUGCGGCGACUGCUACUUUCACAAUAUUCUCUGCAUCCUGCACUUCCGGGGGGUGCUCCUCUCGGAGGACGUCUUCCAGAAGAUCGAGCAUCCCGUGACCGAGUACGCCUCCAAGUUCCUGCUGCCGCAUCUGGCCCCGGAGCGAGAAGCGCUUCCCCUGGGAAAAUGA
Molecule: messenger RNA, 5715 nt
Organism: Symbiodinium natans
Lineage: Eukaryota; Dinophyceae; Suessiales; Symbiodiniaceae
Source: the annotation of a GenBank genome assembly